AUAAGUAGACAAACAUGUUCCAUAAUCCACAUUGACAUACUGCACGCUUACUGCAAACGUGUAAUAGUUACAUAGGAAAACAUGUCAGUCAACACAUGUUAGGUCUGACGCAGCUGCUCGUGGCUCUGUCCGUGUGAAGGCACAGCCGCAGUGAAAUAACAAUAAUACGCAGUUGGAGCCGCGCAGCUUCUUUUUUGGGGAGUGCGGACCUACAGUUGUGUGUGUGUUCGUAAACUAUGAGCCUUUUAGAGCCAAACGAUACUUUGUGUGAGUGGAGACACGCUCCGGCGCCGGCGGUCAUGUGUCGGACGCGUGCAGCUGCACACACGCGACAUACAGGACAGCAGACAGUCAUCACACAGGAGAGACGCUCAGGGGGCACGAGCGGCUGCGAUGGAGGCCAGAUAGUCCACGUCGAGCGUCAUCAUAAACCCAGAUUUACUUUCGUUCUGUAAAGCCAUGCAAGCUGAAUUAAUGCAACUAAAACAUCGUGUUGUCUUCACACAGGUGGAACACAAUAUGCUGUAACAUUUAAUUGGGAUAACAUAACAGUGAUAUAAGAUAAUAAUAUUAACAUAUUCAUGUUUAUUCAUGAUCAUAAUCUUUUUUUUUUUUUUUUUUAAAUUCACACCAUACAUAUUAUUUACAUUUACACUGAAACAAGACACAGGACUGCAUAAGAGCUCCUCUUCCUCUACACUGAUAUAGGCUCACCUUUUCAUUAUCAGUAUCUCAUUUAUGUCUGCGCACUUGAAAUUACACAUUAUAUUUUCAUCUUUGGAAUGUGGGUUUUGUGUGUGUGUGUGUGUGUGUGUGUGUGUGUGUGUGUGUGUGUCUGAGGUGAUUAACGGGUCAAAUAAUGCAUAAACCCCGUCUGACCUAGUUGCACAUAAAGCACAGUUGGUGAACUAUCUGGAAAAGGUUUAGGAAUGUUACUUGUCCACCGACGCACAACAGUCAACAUGCAACACAACAUUUUGUUGUUUUCACUCGUCUGUGGGUCUUAUAAAUACAAGUGGUUGAGGAUUUAUUCAUAUAUUGGUUGUAUUAUCUGGCCCCUGUGCCAGGCGACAGCCAGGCUGCUGAGAUGAAAGAAAACACAUUUUCAAUCACAUUUCGAGUUUUCUCCAGACAGCACCUGUCCAUCGAUCCACCUCCAGCCAUUACGAUCCAAACAUUGUUGCACUUUCAAGACGUCUUUAAAUGUGAGGUCGCUCCAACACGGGCGCAAACUGUGCGCAAUUUCUCCCCCAAAAGACGGCAACAAUGCAGAGAGUCCAGAGCUCCCUCCUGCCCGACGGGGAAUACUUCGACAUGUGGCAUGACUACAUGAACCUGGGCAGAGUCAUGGAGAAGCUGUGCGAUCUGCGUGAGGGGGACCCCAGAGGAGACACCGAGGGACCCCUGAGAGCAGCAGCCGGAGCCGCAGCCGGAGCGCGGAGCCACAUCCAGACCCCCCGGCGGCAGCACCGCAAGAACUAUGUGGGGACCGAAUCAGAGAGCAGCCUGUCGGACAGCAGCUCCACCGGGACUUCUUCAGACUUCUGCCGCUUCUGCAAGCAGAACGGGGAGUCUGCACGGGUGUACCGCUCACACAAGCUGAAAUCUGACGACGGGAAAGUCAUCUGCCCCGUCCUCUGGAACUACACCUGCCCCAUCUGCAGAGCUACGGGGGAUCAGGCUCACACGCGCCGCUACUGCCCGCAGGCGCAACAGCAGGACGCGGCGAGGAAGCUGCCAGGCUCCCGGCUCUGGUAGAACAGCUGACGAUGGACAGCGAGAGACUGAUGACACUGUAAAGACUGUACAUAAUUAUGAAAAGAUGUUUCGGUCACGUGGUUCAUGUUUACAUACCUGUUGUGGGUCGUCAAUGUGUUUUAAAGUUCCAUGUUUGGCGUUGUUUUUAAGUCCGUAUGUGUUGCUGUCAUUACAUUCUGCUGUGCAGGGAGGGACAGUUUCAUCACACACCUGUCCUGUUCAAGCAAAACACGUUAUCAAACCUGGAAGAAGAACUCAAGUGUCAAACUGACAUUUUGGAAACUGAAACCUAUCCUUUGUGUAUCAUGUUGAAACAAAACAAAACAAUAAACAUAGUAAAGUUCA
This is a messenger RNA of Acanthopagrus latus (yellowfin seabream), 2103 nucleotides long. RefSeq names its product nanos homolog 2 (gene nanos2). Gene Ontology annotation, molecular function: zinc ion binding; mRNA binding. The record is from RefSeq and is a predicted model, not a curated record. Gene Ontology annotation, cellular component: perinuclear region of cytoplasm. The coding region runs from base 1267 to 1758 and encodes 163 amino acids. Lineage: Eukaryota; Metazoa; Chordata; Actinopteri; Spariformes; Sparidae. Gene Ontology annotation, biological process: negative regulation of translation; oogenesis. The transcript has a single exon.